Messenger RNA from Polyodon spathula (Mississippi paddlefish), 1036 nucleotides. Its product is annotated as CUB domain-containing protein 2-like. The transcript has 5 exons. Gene Ontology annotation, molecular function: metalloendopeptidase activity. The record is from RefSeq and is a predicted model, not a curated record. Gene Ontology annotation, biological process: proteolysis. Lineage: Eukaryota; Metazoa; Chordata; Actinopteri; Acipenseriformes; Polyodontidae. Bases 169 to 765 code for a protein of 198 amino acids.
AGGCAAGUGUCUCCAUGCAGUCUACACUCAGCCUGCUUUUACCUAGGACUGAGAUAACGUUGAAUGUCAUCAUAACUCUGCAUCACGUUUUUGCUCAGCUUGCUGUAUUAUACACCCUGUUUAUUUUGUUUAUGAUUACUGUACAGGUAUUCUUUCUCCAAAAAUCCCAUGCUGCCAACUAUAGUCACAAAACCAAAUUACGUACCGAUCGGACAAAGGACCAAGCUGAGCUCUACUGAUAUCCUGAGAGUAAACCGACUGUACUCGUGUGAUGCUACUACAAAUCGUAUGCCAGUUUCCAUCACAAGGCCUCCCACAACCACAACCACAACCACAACCACAACCACAACCACGGAAAAAACAUCUGUUGCCAACGAUUGGCUGCAAUAUCAUGGACCCCCUUUAAUCCAAUUAGACAACGAUUGUGGCGGAUUAUUACAGAGUUCAUCCGGGGAAAUCUUUUCUCCAAAUUAUCCUAAUCUAUACCCAAACAAUAAAGACUGCCAGUGGAGAAUAAGGGCCACAUCAAGGGUAGUGCUAAUAUUCCAGUCCCUGGAUGUGGAAUACUCUGUGAACUGCUUGUGGGACUACAUUGAGGUGCAUGAUGGGACCUCCAUUGACUCCAGGACUGUGGGACCCAGGCUGUGUGGCUUCUACAUCCCCAAGCCCUUGACAUCUUCUGGCAAGGACCUGCUCAUCGUGUUCCACAGCGAUGAAAACGUGGCCAACAAAGGAUUUCAUAUAUCCUACAUGUUAUAUAUUUAAAUAGGAGAACAUGUCACAAGCUGCGAGUAAUAUCCUUCACAGAGGGAUGGGGGGAGUCAAGAAGGCACUAUUUCAACCCAGAGGAAGGAUACACAAUCUAAAAUAUAGCAAGUCACAAUAAAAUUCACUUUGCUGUCCUUUACCUGACAAAUAAGGCUCUUUACAAAGUCUGGUGUUUGAGCACCUAGAUUGCUGUGAAGGAAUCCAAGAAUCCUGUCUACUUUAUUAUUUUCAUGAAAACUUGUUAAAUGAAUCCCCCAUCUCAAAAGGA